Messenger RNA from Sphaerodactylus townsendi, 7787 nucleotides. It is a transcript of the gene USP53, whose product is annotated as ubiquitin specific peptidase 53. The coding region runs from base 716 to 4024 and encodes 1102 amino acids. Lineage: Eukaryota; Metazoa; Chordata; Lepidosauria; Squamata; Sphaerodactylidae. Gene Ontology annotation, biological process: sensory perception of sound; response to auditory stimulus; protein deubiquitination. The record is from RefSeq and is a predicted model, not a curated record. Gene Ontology annotation, molecular function: cysteine-type deubiquitinase activity. Gene Ontology annotation, cellular component: cell-cell junction. The transcript has 17 exons.
AGGAGCGCGAGCUUCCCCUUGUUGUCUUCCUGCUUCUCUUCCUCCUCCUCCUCCUCCCCCGCCUUCCCUUGCGCGAACCAGGGCGCGAACGUGUCUCAAAGCGGGAGGAAGAAAGUUACGGGGGGGGGGAGGUAGGGGGCGGGACUCGCGAGGUGGGCGGGGGAAGGAAGGAGUGAGCCUACUUGCCUGGGGCACCGUCUUGGCUGGACUGACGGAGUCGCGGCCGGGAUGGGCAGGAGCGGCUGUCGUGGCAGCUGCGUCGGACCGGAGACUCUUAAAGAAAUUUACAUGGUGGAAUUAUUUUUGCAAACUACAUGAAGAAAUGUUUUUAUUUUCAAAACUGAUAUGGACAAUGUUAGCACAAGAGAGUGACUAAUAUUCACCAAGAACGUCUGUUUUUGCAAUGUAUCAGCUAUCUUAUUUAAAAAUACUCUCCAAAGAAUGAUUUGCACUAAAUGGAAAGAAAAGUGAAAUGCUUUGAAGACUGUCAGCAAGAAUUUUGGUUCCUGAAAUAUAUUUUAAUUUAAUCAAAGAUUUAAAAAACCGAAAAGCAAUUCUCAAACUGGAAGCAGAAUUGACAUACUGGGAUCUGAAGAGCUGCAACACUGUCUGAACAGAAUGCCCUGAUUUUAAGGCAGUUGUCAGAAGCUUUUAUUUGCCUUGCUCUGCUCAGAAUCCUUAAUCUUUAUAACUAUAUACUCUUUUUUUCUAAAUAAUGGCGUGGGUAAAGUUCUUGAGAAAACCUGGAGGAAAUCUUGGAAAAGUCUAUCAGCCUGGAAGCGUGAUGUCUUUGGCUCCUACCAAAGGCUUGUUAAAUGAACCAGGACAAAAUAGUUGCUUUCUUAACAGUGCUGUUCAGGUUUUGUGGCAACUUGACAUAUUCCGACGAAGCUUGAGAGGUCUCACUGGACAUGUUUGUCAGGGAGAUGCCUGUAUAUUUUGUGCUUUAAAGGCAAUAUUUGCACAGUUCCAGCACAGCAGAGAAAAAGCUCUGCCAUCAAAUAAUAUGAGGCAUGCCUUGGCUGAAAGUUUUAAAGACGAGCAGCGUUUUCAACUUGGGCUCAUGGAUGAUGCAGCAGAAUGUUUUGAAAAUAUACUUGAGAGGAUUCACUAUCAUAUAGUGCCAAGCAGUGAAACAGAUAUGUGCACUUCUAAAUCCUGCAUUACCCAUCAGAAGUUUGCUAUGACGCUAUAUGAACAGUGUGUGUGUCGUAGUUGUGGGGCAUCUUCGGAUCCUUUGCCUUUCACAGAAUUUGUGCGUUAUAUUUCAACAACAGCUCUGUGCAAUGAAGUUGACAGGAUGUUGGAAAGACAUGAGCGACUCAAGCCUGAAAUGUUUGCAGAAUUGCUUCAGACUGCAAAUACUACAGAUGACUUCAGAAACUGUCCUAGUAACUGUGGCCAAAAAAUAAAAAUACGUCGUGUUCUAAUGAACUGUCCAGAAAUUGUCACAAUUGGUUUAGUUUGGGAUUCAGAACAUUCUGACCUAACAGAAGAUGUCAUCCGUAAUCUGGCAACACAGCUGUAUCUUCCAGGGUUAUUCUAUAGAGUUACUGAUGAACAUGCCAAAAAUAGUGAGCUUUUUCUUGUGGGGAUGAUUUGCUAUGCAAGCAAACAUUACUGUGCCUUUGCUUUUCAUACUAAGAGUUGCAAAUGGGUGCUUUUUGAUGAUGCUAAUGUGAAAGAGGUUGGAACAAAAUGGAAAGAUGUGGUGUCCAAAUGUAUUCGGUGUCAUUUUCAACCAUUGCUGCUAUUUUAUGCGAAUCCAGAUGGUACCCCUGUGUCAACAGAAGAUGCACCCAAGCAGAUAAUUCACUGGUCACACCACAAAGCAGGAAAUGGAGAAGAACUUGGUUUUGAAAAAUCAGCUUUUCCUAUGUCAAAUCACAUAAAAGAGAAUGGAUUUGGAGAAUCUGUUACUCAGAGAAGCAACAAAAAAUAUCAACCGGAAAACCCACCAUUCAGCAGGAACCACAUUCAAUCAAGUUUUGGUAAUAGGCCAGGCAAGUUGGGACAUAAUGAGCACAAGGAAAAAGCCAAGGACAUUUCUAGAGAGUGUGCUCAAAAGGUAGCUGAGAUGAAAAAUUUCUCAUCCUUCCUAAGGAAAGAUGCAGACAGACCACCAAAAAAAGAGGCUGGGAAACAGAGAGAGCUGCCUGGAGAAACUCACAGUAAUUUUAAGCCUGGAUCCCCACCUUCUGGGAAUGGAUUUAGGUCACGUUCUGAUGAACGCGUCCGUAAUAGCCAGGGAAGAGGACCUUACAGACAUGACAAGAUACACAAUCAGAUAAGGCCUGGUAUUCAGGCACUGGGGUCAAAUAAAACCAACGGCUUUCCUGAUGGGGAGGUGAGUCGUGCGAAGGCUGAAAGCACUGCUGGUUAUGACACUGAUAGUAGCCAAGACUCCAAAGACAAAGCAAGUGUCAUUAGCAGUAAAAGUCGAAGCAGAGGUUGGAAGCCCAUGCGGGAAACCCUCAACGUAGACAGUAUUUUUAACGACACCGAGAAAAAGGAGCAUAGUUCAAAGCCCAAACCAAAUGCAAGCAGCAAAUCCAAGCAUGAAAAGGAGCAGAGUUCAAACAAUUGGCCAAAAGAAAAUGCAAGUCAAAAAGGCUUAAUGACAAUUUAUGAAGAUGAAAUAAAACAGACUGGCAGCCGAAAUUCCUUGGAUUUAGAAGGCAAAGGAAAUGCAGAAAAGGGCAAAGGCAUUGCUGAGAGAAAAAUUAACGCUGACGGUUGGCAGAUACAGAGGACUGAGUCUGGUUAUGAAAGCAGUGAUCAUAUCAGCAAUGCAUCUGCUAAUCUGGAUUCACCUGUCAUUGACGGCACCAGCCCUGUAGACACCACAAGUAUGAAAGAAACUGUUCCUUGCAGUGGCCAGAAUCUAUCUGCCAGAUAUCCUGGAUAUGUCUUGCAAUCUACCUCUCAGCAGGAUAAAAACUCUUCGGAUGCCUUGAAGAAAGACCAGAUUAAUACCCAGUCUAACUACAGAUCUCAUAAUCCCCAAUCAACAUCCCAUGCGCAGAUGCACCAUCCACCAUUGAAAAGGAUUGAUGUGCCUGACUGUAAUAAGAAGUUUCCCCCUUCGUUAACACUACAGGCCCCAUCAAGAGACUACACUGAGAGAGAGACAAAGAACUGUGCUUUAAGUGAGCAAAGCUCACAGUUGCCUAAUGAAGAAAGUAAUGUAUACACAACAGCUGACAGUUCAGCUUGCUCUUCUAAUGGUGAUAACUUAGUAAUGUCUGAAAAGGUUCAGAGCUUCAGUCUCUCUUCCCACUUGCCUCCUACGAAGACAGGUAGAUCCAGACCGGCACUUGCAUUUUUCUUGCAACAGAAUAUAUCAAAACCUUCCUAUACUGAAUCAGUUCCACCUACUGAACAUAAAAUACAUUCGUAUAGUGGCAAGGCUGAUGAAACACCAGAAGCAAUUUACCAAAAUCUUCCUCCUCCUUUACCUCCAAAGAAAUAUGCUCUGACCAGUUUCAAUGAAUUAGAACAUGAAUCCAUUGUGGAAUUAAUGCCAACAGAAACACUGCACGCUAAUCCUUCAAGUGUUGAGAGACAUGCUGUAAAUAUUCCUUCCAAAACUGCACCUGAAACAGGUCCAUUUACAGAUGAAGAAAGUCUUAAAGCAACAAUUCAAGGAACUGAGUCCUCCAAGUCAAACUUUCCAUCAAGCUUAUCAGUAAAUGAUUUGUGGACUGUAUCCAGUAAUCCUACAAAUAAGGGGGUGUGCCACAAAGGACUAAGUACUGGUUCCCUGGACGCAAAUGCAAAUGACAUUAUAUCACUAACUACUUAUUUUUCAGUUGACAACUGUAUGACUGACACAUACAGGAUGAAAUACCACCAGAGACCCAAACUAUAUUUUGCAGACACUGGUGUAUUGAACAAAGAAACAUCUCUACCAUCAACUGGAAUGCCACUGAACACCGCAUACUAUAACACUUCUGAUUCAGAUUAUCCCACAGCUGAACAGAGACACAAACCUAGCAUUGAGAAUGUGCACUGCAAUAGGUAGAGGCUGCCAUAAAUGAGCAUAACUCCUUGGCAUUCUUAACAUGGUGCAAUGUUUAGGGUUUCCUUACUUUACUUAUACUUCAUUAAGAAGUUACUGCUGUUUCCCAAGCGUGUUUGCACAGGCAUGCAUGAUCAAGAGAGAUGGAAUUACUGCAGAUUUGCACCUAUAAUGAGAAAGCAGGAAGGAGUUUAGCGAACUGUUACACUUUGAAAUUUGAAUUUCAAAGCAAUCCCAUAUAAGUGGAUGUUCAUUGAAUAAGUAGGAAUAGUGUCCUUGGGCAGGUAAUUAAAAGCUGCUAUGUAAACUCAAAUCAAUUUAGAUUAUUGUAAAGAUUGGGUUAGGUCCAAAUGUAAGGUAUCCACAGGUGCAAGGGUUUCCUGUUUUGCUCUUCACUCAAUAGCCCAAAUGGCUCCGUAAAUCCUGUUUAUGGGGUUCUCUGAGAACAGGAUUUUGGGCUACCACAAGAAGGGAGGAAGAGGGAAUGUUACUCUCCAUGGGCAGAAAUUCUUGCAUCUGCGGAAAUGUGUAGUCUGGAUCCAAGCCAUAGAUUUGCAGUAUCAAUUGUAGGUUCAGUUGUCAAUUAUAUGAAUGAACCUCUGAUGUACUAGAGCACUUUCUUUAACUCAUGUAACACAAAUCAUUGCUUUCAUUUAGUCUUCAGUUAUUAUUUUCAGAUACACAGUCAUGACCUUUAUUUGCAAAACUGUUUGAUAUUAAUGAUCUCCAAUGUUUUCGGACCUACCUUCCUGUUUUGAAAUAGUGGGGGGAAAUCUGUAGCUGAAUUGUAAGCAUUACAUUCUGUUGGUUCUGGUGGGUUUUCCUGGCUGUGUGGCCGUGGUCUGGUGAAACGUUAGGAACAAGAUCCACCAGACCACGCCCACUCAGUCCGGAAAACUCACCACAACCAGUUGAAUCCGGCCAUGAAAGCCUUCGACAAUGCAUUACAUUGUGUGUUGAUUUUUGUCAAUACUUUCAAACCUUGAGCCAAAAGAAGCAUGUAGGCAUUGUUGGGAUACUCGUACAGAGGCUUGUACUCAGUGGUGGGAUUCAAAUCAUUUAACAACCGGUUCCAGUGAUGGGAUUCAAACAAUUUAACAACUGGUUCUGCCAAAGUGGUGUGAACCUGCUGAAUCCCACCACUACUUGUACUAUCCAAGGUUUCCCUUGAAAUUUUUGCUCUUGAAAUUUUGCUCGUUGUAGAAAUGGAUCACAUUAGAAAUCAUUUUCUUAAUUAUGUGUAUUUUACAUGAGAUUACUUUUUAGAUGGCAGCACCCCCUGAAAAAUUAUGAAGUAAUUUCAAAUGGACUGUAUUACCUGAGUCAAGCCAGUGAACAGGCCAUAGGCUGCACCUGGUUUUCAAGGCUUUUCUGCUGCUCAGUGAUGGCGUUGUGCUGGGGGAGCGGGGGUGUGGGGUGGGCUGCAAAGGACACAUUUUAAAGUUCUCAGUUUAUGAGGCCGCCUUUUGCUAAGGGGAUGAGAGAACAGUCAAAGAAGUGCUUCUGAAGGCAUUCUAGAGCUGCUUAUAAGAUUGUGAAAAGUUAAGUGCAUUUAAUGGGAGCAUUGACUUGCACUUGUGUUCAGGUACUUUUAAUUAAAAGUUAUAGUAGUUCUAAAAGAAUAUUGUUUUGCCUUGUAGAGCACCGGUAAGAGAUGGAGACUUCUCUUGCUAUUUAGAAUGUCAUUACAAAUCUAAUCUGGACAAAUGCUGGAGGCAUACGUUGAUAUUGGAACUAUGCACAGAAUGGCCCAUAUUAAGGAAAUAUGCUUCUAGGACUCAUAAAUCACACCGCUUAUUUAUCUGAAUUCUGUGAAAUUGUCCCUGGAAAAUCCAUCACCCCAGGCAAUCUUCAGUGAAUCUGUCCAGCAUUUUUUAGCUUUUGAAAUGAUGCCUUAAUGAGUGACUUAGAAUUUACUUCAGUGUAUGAAACGGUAGCUAGAAUUUCAAAUAGCAAUAGUGUUUCACACAACAUAGUUUAAGUAUUGCAAGUUGUGCAUAGCAAUGACAUGCAGUAGAGGCUAUCUUUAUGCUACAGGAAAGAUUUUCAUAUCACAAAAUGUAUAAAUUAUAUAUUUUUAUAUUAAAACUUGGUAUAGGAAACAGUGUUCAAAAUUUUCUGCAUGUCAGGAAAACAUUAUGUUGUCCGAAAGUCUUAUGUAAAAUGUGCUAGUGGGGCACAGGAUGUAUUCCUCAGGAACUCCUGUUGUGGGAUAAGCCAGCCAGACUUGUACUAAUUCCUCUGAAGAAGCUUUAAAUUCAACUUUCCCCUCUAGAGUCUGUUGGAUAAAAAUUAAUCCAACAGCAUAUUAAAAACUUUGGAUAAAUGGUUCAGCUAAAAUUAAGUUCUGCUAAAUGGUUCAGCUAAAAUGGUUCAGCUAAAAUUAAGACCUACAAAGAUGGCUAUUUUGCAGAAAAGUAGUUGAUUAUAAUAAAAUGUAAAUGCCUUUUUAAUUUUUAAACAUAGCUACCCAGUAAUAUUUGCAACAUUAUCAAAUGAUUGCACUGUAGCCUGAUAAAUACAGAAUGCAAGUUUUGUGCUUUUAGUCAGAUGUUGACAAUCAUAGUUACCCAACCUUAGUUGGAGACUUUGAACUUGUUACUUUGCCCCCAGGAUUAAGCUUCUCUUGAGAUGGGGAUCAGGCCUUGGAUGUGACCUGCUCCGGCUUUCUUCGUUCUGGGGAUAAACCAAUGUAUGCACUGGACGAUCCCACGUUUAUUUGAAUGUGGAUCAUACUAAUCUCUCCCACUUUUACCUGAUAUACUUAUAAAAACACAGUCAUGUCUGAAUAGGCCUGUUAUGUUUACAUUGACAGUGUCUUAACCAUAAAUCUAACCUAAGAUGUUACUUAAUAUGCAGCAGACCAAAUAUCUCAAGCAGUUAUUUUAGAUCUUGUCGCCUGCUUCCCCCUCCCAAGCAGUAGUGCUUCAGAGUGCUUCUGCACGUAGUAUUGCUUUAUUAAAGCAUGUACAUAUAGAAGAUUUAUAUGAAUGCACGUGAAACUGAUCCUGUCACUUCAUUGUAGGCCAGAGGGAACUUCAGCUAAAAACAGCUGUGUAAAGUUAUUGCCAGUUUCUAAUGCCUUGAGUUUUACUGCAACUUUUUUACCUUGUUCCUUGUACACAAGUAAUGUAUAGGAUAAUGUAAAGUCUUUGUAGGUAAAGAUGAAAUGGUAAAUUAUAGAAGUGAUAAUGUACAGUUUAAAGCUCUUACUGAAAUUGUGUGUUUGAAUUUGCAGUAUUUAAAAACUAACAAAUGUGAAUUACUUAAUGUGAGAGCAUUACUACAUUUUAAAAAUGUGCAUAGUAAAUGUUUAACUUUUAAAUUUGUAUAUAAAGUGCUAACAAGCACAAUUAGAAAACUUUACUUAUCCGUAGUUCAGUAGCAUCAUGCAUUCUGAAAUGUUAGCGUUGUUUAAAGGAGCUUAGGCAUUCAUCUUUAAGUCUUUAUAGACAACGUUUUGUACAGAACUGUGGCUUCACGUCAAUAUUUAGUCAUGUUAUUAAAAGUUAAAUUUUAUAUUUGACCUAAUGUUCACUGUAGAUGAAUAAUUUGCUAGCAAUUGUUCAGAAACUGAUUUUUGACUUCUCCUGGGUGCCUACUUUUAUAAUUGUUCCAUUAAAAUUAUAGAUUUGUAUAACAAAAUUUUGUAACUUUAAAUUCACAUUAUUGUACAAAGGAUAUUUUGAUUGCCUUUAGCAAAUUUGAAUCCGAAGUUGCAUUUUUCUGCUUGUUCUAGCUAUUGGAUAAAAACAGUUAACCCAUA